GUGACGUCAGCGCGCCGGUUGACGUAGCGACGGCGGCGGGGCAAGGGGUGGAGGCCUUGUCGGCGGCGGGGCCGGAAAUGAUACAGUUGUUGCUGUGCAGCUGGGUGUCACUGAAUCGUGUUUCUAUGAGCUUGCUGUUCAGUCUGUCUGUUGUUCAGCAUGGCAAAGAACCCUAAUUUUCAGGAAGUUGGCCAUCUGCCUACAGGCUAUGUCCACUGUAGAUCUUCAGACAGCUUUACUGGCUACCAAUAUCACCAUCCCUCCAAGAUGAGUAACAGCCAUCCGCUUCGUCCUUACACAGCUGUGGGUGAGAUUGACCACGUUCACAUUCUGUCAGAGCAUAUUGGUGCUCUAAUGAAUGGGGAAGAAUACAGUGACGUUACCUUUAUUGUAGAAAAGAAACGUUUUCCGGCACACAGAGUGAUCCUGGCUGCUAGGUGCCAUUAUUUCAGAGCAUUAUUGUAUGGUGGAAUGAGAGAAUCUCAGCCUGAAGCAGAAAUUCCUCUUCAGGACACCACUGCAGAAGCAUUUACCAUGCUGUUGAAAUAUAUUUACACUGGUCGUGCUACACUACGAGAUGAGAAAGAGGAGGUUCUCCUCGACUUCCUAAGCCUAGCACAUAAAUAUGGGUUCCCAGAACUGGAGGAUUCAACGUCUGAGUAUCUUUGCACAAUACUUAAUAUUCAGAAUGUCUGUAUGACAUUUGAUGUUGCCAGUCUUUAUUCUCUACCCAAAUUAACUUGCAUGUGCUGUAUGUUCAUGGAUAGAAAUGCCCAAGAGGUGCUCUCCAGCGAAGGCUUCUUGUCACUUUCUAAGGCUGCUCUUUUAAGUAUUGUACUGAGGGACUCAUUUGCAGCUCCUGAGAAGGACAUUUUCCAAGCUUUGAUGAAUUGGUGUAAACAUAACCCCAAGGAGAACCAUGCUGAAAUCAUGCAAGCAGUACGUUUACCGCUAAUGAGCCUAACAGAACUACUAAAUGUUGUAAGACCUUCUGGAUUGUUGUCACCUGAUGCCAUCCUAGAUGCCAUUAAGAUUCGUUCGGAGAGUCGGGACAUGGACCUCAACUACAGGGGCAUGUUGAUACCGGGGGAGAAUAUUGCAACAAUGAAGUACGGAGCGCAAGUUGUAAAAGGGGAGCUGAAGUCUGCUUUGUUAGAUGGCGAUACUCAGAAUUAUGAUUUGGAUCAUGGCUUCUCUCGACACCCGAUCGAUGACGACUGCCGUUCUGGAAUUGAAAUUAAACUAGGCCAGCCAUCAAUAAUCAACCACAUACGAAUACUUCUGUGGGACAGAGAUAGCCGGUCUUAUUCCUACUACAUUGAGGUGUCCAUGGAUGAGUUAGACUGGAUUCGGGUUAUCGAUCACUCUAAAUACCUCUGUCGGUCCUGGCAGAACCUAUAUUUUCCUGCCCGUGUCUGCAGGUAUAUUCGAAUUGUUGGGACGCACAACACAGUGAACAAAGUUUUCCACAUUGUGGCAUUUGAAUGCAUGUUCACGAACAAAACGUUUACUCUUGAGAAAGGUCUGAUAGUUCCCACUGAAAAUGUUGCAACAAUUGCAGACUGUGCGAGUGUGAUUGAGGGUGUAAGUCGCAGUCGCAAUGCCUUAUUGAAUGGGGACACGAAAAACUAUGAUUGGGACUCUGGGUACACGUGCCAUCAGCUUGGGAGUGGAGCGAUUGUAGUACAGCUGGCACAGCCCUACAUGAUUGGAUCAAUACGGUUGCUUCUUUGGGACUGUGAUGAUCGGAGCUACAGCUACUACAUUGAGGUUUCAACAAAUCAGCAGCAGUGGACUAUGGUGGCUGAUCGCACAAAAAUUUCCUGCAAAUCCUGGCAAACAAUCACUUUUGAUAAACAACCUGCAUCUUUUAUCAGAAUAGUCGGAACUCACAACACAGCUAAUGAGGUGUUUCACUGUGUGCAUUUUGAGUGCCCAGCACAAAACGGUACCCACAAGGAUGAGAAUAGUAAGGAAGUGGCAACAACAGAGGUGGGGACUGGUGGACAACAGCUUGUUUCUCGCCCUGUUCGAGCUGCAAGCACUAGUUCCCUGCAUUCCCCUCCUGGAUCCACCUCGCGUUCACAUGCUCACCAGCCGUAAAGGAGAUUGAAAGAGAGUUUUAGCACCCCUGUUGACGUUACAUAAAAUGAUAUUCAGAAUCUUCUUGUGCUGGCACCUUUUCUUUCUUUCUCUCUUUGAACAAAGGGGACCAUGUCUGAAAGCUGGAAAUGCUGAAAUGGAAAAGGCUUUUCCCAAGGACAUGAAGAGUCUGCUUCACUCUCCUCAAUUUGUUCAAAUCAGGCUGGUCUCCGAGGGGGGAGAAAAUAGGUCUUCAAUCUUCAUCAAGUACCCCAUUAACACCCUACCUCUCUAAUCUAACCAAGGCAAGGAGAACAGAAGGAAAUAAAAGGCAGAGCUGCAGUGGAAAUCUAAAAUGACUCAAGCAGAAUGAAGGGCAUAUGAAAUAAGUAUUUGUUCCCUGAACACUUCCAUUAGCAAAAAGAAUGUUUUGGAACACAUCAGUCCAGAAUAUAUGUUAUUUUUAAAAGUUAUUCUUCAUUCACAUUCUUUGUAACUAGUAAUCUGUUUUCUAAAUUGUUUUGACUCUGUAUUCCACUUUGUCUCUUAUUUUUGGCUGUAGCAAAUGCUGUGCAGUAGAUUAAGGAAGUAUCAAACAUGUUUACCUGCUGAGAUGCAAAUUCCCUCAUUCAUCAGUGGGAUGACAAGAAAAGGCUUCAUGAUAUCAACAAACUAAUUAAUGAAUGCAAUAUUAAUCUUGACCUUAAUUGACUUUUCAAAGUACAAAAUUGUCAUUUAUUACCCUCAAAAAGGAAAUUCCUAAGUCAAGCAUCCAUCUUGAAGAAAAACUUAUUUUCCAUUCCUGAAGGUGAUUACUUAAAUUUUACCUGUAUUUCUAAGAAAACUUGCAACAGAUCAUCAAAAGUGUUUGGUUUAGAAAAGUGGAACUGCAACUGGUCACUGACAGGCAGUUGUUAGACUAUAAAAAGAAGAAUUUUCAGAUACUUAUUUUUUCUAAGUAAAAAAUGUUCUGCGAUCUGAAGCUAAAAAUUCAAAGGCCAUGUGUGCAUAAACCUUUCACAUAAUCUUCAUAAAAUAUGAUGCUUUACACUGCAUUAUAAAAGAUCCAGCUUUUACUUUACAAACACAGAAUUUGUUAUCCAUCUAUGUCUGUCUGUAUUACAUUGCCUGCUACUUUGCUUAUUCUAAGUGUUUCCACAUUGAUGAUGACACAGUCUCUUAGUCUCCAGGUGUAUGUGACUUUUCAGAAGAGCUCCAUGCUGGUCUUUCAGUAUGGGAUAAGUGAUUUUGUAUUAAGACAAACGCUGAUGUAAUUGGCCAAAUCGGUUAGGAGGGUUGUUACUCCUCACAAAGUAUAUUAUAUUGGAAAUGUCAGCUAUCCAAUUUUCUGAACUUGGAAUUUCCAGUGGUGACAAAUAGCCUUGUCAGAAGAAAACAAAGCUAGUGUAGGAUAAAUAUGGUUUUCCUUUGCAUAACCAUAGUGAUAAAGUGAGUUAUAUCAACAUAGCAAAUAGUAUGUUAAUUUAUCACACUAGUUAAUUUGAAAGAAUUUCCCUGUUGGAUACUGGUUGUGCAAAACCAGGAAGAAAUAUAACAAGUGGUAGCAAUGAAUCAGUAGAAACUUCAGAGGAGAAAAGCUUCCUUUUUCAUGAUUCAAAUAAAAUUGAUUAGGCUUUGUCAGUAAUAAGAUAGUAUUUUUCAUUGCCAAAUUCCAGUUGAGUUCUAACAUUUGCAUGCCAUCCCCUUCCUUCCCGCUGCUGUCUUCUGACUUGUGAAUGUCUGUCGGUGAAGAUGCAUGCCGAUUGCAUUACAGAUAGCUUAGAAUAUGUGCCACAGCUGCCUCAGGCGCUCUGGAGUUCUGAGGCAGGAUACUGCUCGUGCCAGCCAGUACCUAGUCCGGGGUGCUGAUUACCUUAUGGAUUCACAGCCUUUAGAGCAUGAAAUAAUUGAGACCAGUUACAGGGGACACAAUUCUUGUUUAAGUGUAGGUCAAAAAAAAUUGGAUUUCUUGCCUUUUUUUUUUUCCCUUCCUUCAAAAAGCUUUCUGGUUUUACUUUCAAUUCUGGUUGUAAUCCAUGCUAAAAGUACUGAGAAGCAUGGGGCAUGUCUUGUCUUUGAUAGAUAAGUUCUUCUGUGUCAGUGGUGGUAUUUCUUUGCAGUUUGAGCAAACAGGUUUGCUUUUCUCAAGCCGUGGAUAAGCAAAGGGCAUAACUUCCUAGCUCUGAGUCUUUAGUAGUCCUUUUUUAGGACAUUACAGACCUGUUUAAAAAAAAGUAAAUCAGAUUUUAAUAAGUUAGGUGCCAGCUGUUCUGAGUGUUGGCUUUCAGGGAAAGAACAGGAUUUUCAGCUUAUAAUCUUUGUGCAAAAUUAAUUUUUAUGAUAAAAAUAAGUCUUGUAGACUAUAACCUACUGCACAUCUUUUUGAUCUUGUCCUGUGACUCACUGUUGAACUGAAAUGUCUGUUUAUUUCCCAUGACAUUCGCUUUCUGCCUAGAAUCUGAGUGAACAGAUCUGAGCGAUUCCCAAAGCAAAAGCUAUCAAGUACUACAGACCUUCCAGUCCCCCAGAAAUCAAUCACAGCUUAAAAACUUUGCAUUGUCAGGUGAAUAUAAAUUUUUAGUAUUAGACUGAUUCUCAGUCACACAUGGCCUUUCUUAAUGUCUUUAUUUUCUUCUGUUCUUCUUAGAACCAGUAACUGGGGUGAGGCCAAUGUAAUCAUAGAGCUCCCAGGCUUUUAAGACAAACCCUGCCACAACUUCACGUUUUCUAGUGGGAAUCCUUUACCUUUUUAUUCAGAGAAAUAAUGUUGAAAUAUUUAAGGGACCUGAACUCUGGUUGGUCUUCUAAGACUAUCCUCCAACAAAUACCCCUAAUAUCUUUAUUGCCUAGUACAGGUCUCUGUUUUAAACAUUGUGUCAGCAGCAUAUUACUAGUGACAAAGGAAGAUACCACACAGAACUGAUUUGUGGUUUGAUGUGAGUGUUCUCAUUCUUUCUAAUUACUGUCUGUAUUUAUUGACUCCUAAUUUCAGAUGUAGUUCUUGUAUAUUCUUCUGAAAUAUUUUUUCUUUUUUUUUUUUUUUUUUUCCUUUCAGUGGAAGUUGUGCUGUUACAGCUUAAUAUCAGGGUUUAUCAGAGUGAUGAAAUACUAUAAUUAUUCAGAACUGUGUUAUCACUCAUAUUUUACUUCAACAGGAGUAGAGCAGAACUGACCAGGUAUUCAUUGCUUUCUAGUCAGAAACUAUAAAAUAAACUUACUGUUAGAUUUCUGCAUAAUGGAACUAACUAUAUUGUCACUAUUGAGCCAUUAUUUCUAUUUAAUACUUCAAUAUCUGUAAAUUCCCCUGGCCUCAUUUUCUCAGUUUUUCUUCCAUAGGUUGAAUUCAGACAGGCUCAACUCAUGGAGCUCAGCAAAGCUCUUUCUAAAGUAUCUUUAUUUAAUUAACUUAUUCCAAGUGCAUUUAAAAUAUUUUUAUUCAUGGAAAUGUACAGCCAAAUAUAUCUGGGAAAAUUAAUUUCUGAAGUGAGCAAAAACUGUGCAGCUCUGUGUUCAAGCCAUUGCCAAUCAGCUCUAAACCAAAUUCAAAUGGCAUGUUAAAUGGAAUUACAAUGAGAGAAGUUAAUCCACGUCUGAUGUAAAAAACAAUACAGAGGAGGAAUCACCCAUUUUGUUAGAGAAGGAACUGUUCUUCAUUGCCAUUCUCUUCUUUUAGAGCUCAAUUUCUUUUUUUCCUCAUGAAAAUCAGUUUUUCUUGUUUAUUAUGACAAGCUCAGUGCUUCACAGUAUUGCUGAAAAAUUCAAAUGAAUUUAGUGCAUCUUCAGCUUUACUAAUGAUAACAUUAAAUUAGAGAGUUUUCAGUUUAGUAUCUGAUUUGAUGAGCCGGUUUCCAUGAAAGAAAGUGAGAGAUGUCUAUAAUUGUCCCACUCUAAGUAAAUUAAGUUUUUCAACCAAAUGCAUGCGAGCAUCUACUUAUUAUUCAGUGAUGUAUUGUGCAUUUAAAAGAGUCAGUAUGAAAAUUAGAAGGCAAAGUUAAUGCCGUUCUUGCCUGAUUGUUUUGUGUUAGUGGUUCUGGUUAUACAGUGAUGCCCACUCAGAGACACUCAGUAAGGAAUUAGAACUUAGAUGUGGUUUCACAGAAAGUAGACCUUGCAUUUCUCUAUGAAAGUAUUAAUUGGCUUAGAUUUUGACAGGUGUGUAAAUUCACUGCCAAAUGGACAAGUGAACGCAUUGGUAAUUUUGUUGUUUGUAGUCAGCAAAUAAUCAGAGCUAGAAACAGUUAAUGUGUUUGAGAGUAAACAUUUUAUGUCACGAUAUUAGUUGCCAGAGGACUAAACCAUGCUUCAGAAAUAAUAAUUUCUAGAUCCCAAAGGAUGCUUGAGGCAUGGUUCCCAUUUCAGUUAAUGGUGUAUUUAGGUUAGAAUCCUUAGUUCUUUUUGAAUUGAUUGUUGUUGUUGUCAGUUGCCCUAGUUAAAUCAGACAUAUAUAUAUAUGUAUAUAUAGAAGCUCCACAAAGCUUUGCUCAGGAUACAGAAAAAAGUCCUGUGUCAAGUUUUAGGUGUACCUAGAUGUUCAUAUAUACAUAUGUUAAAUUGAGCUAGUAACUAAUUAUUUAGCUUGAAUUUAGAACAGCUUCUAAGGCUCCAAAAUGGAAAAAAAUAAUUAAAAUUCUGUGCAGGCAGGUGUGCAGAGCUACUGUUGUGGAAUGCUGACUCUAUUUGGUGGUUGCUUAGAAGAUGCAAAUGUCUAAACAAGGUAUGGGUGAGCAGGUCCAAAGCUGGGUUUUGCCCAGUUGUUAUUUAGCUAUAGAGAGGUAUAUAAAAUACAGUAAGUCAAAUGCUCAUCUCAAAGAGGUGCAGUCUAAAGAACACACCUGUAUUCCUCCUAGCCACCUUGUAUGCUAUGGCUUGCAAUGCUUACAAAGCUAGCCUUCAGAGGAUUUUUGUUAACUGAUGAAAAAAACCUGCAGAUUUUUUGUUGGCCCUUCACAAGUUUUCAGUGCAAAGCUUUGGCUGAAGUAAGGUCAAAGUUCUACCCAUAUUCCAUGAUGGAAUCUAGGUCUGUGUUUAGUUUUGAAAAUGUUUACUAGAAAAAUAGUUUUAAAGUCACCCUGCGACUUUUCUUAAAUAAAUAAAGCCCAAAUUAAAACCUGUAGUGUAAUACAAGGAAACUGCAGGUCAUUUACCAAUAGAGUGACUGCCAGUACAACUACGUACCAGUUUUAUAAUACUGUGUUUAGUUACUAUGACAUAUAGUCAUAGUCACUAAAUGGUGGAAGUGAAGAAUCAGCUCUGCACAUGCUUGGCAUUAGCCAUUAUCACCCAGCCAGACAUGAGAGCAUUACUUCUUUUCCUUUUCCUUACAGCCUAAUAGAAGAGUAUAACUCAGUGUUCUGAAAAAAAUUGGAAUUGAUUCAUUACCCAAAUGUCAUGGGAAUUGAAGUUCAGAUCACUGGCUAAAAUCUGAGUGAGUGGCAGCUUCACCCUGCAAAGGUGUAAUCAUGCCUCUCCAGUGCCUCCAGCUACUUUAGGCCCUGGGCUGUCGUAGAGAAGGAGAGCUGCAGUGUUGGUACAAUGUAAGUACUUUUCUUCGUUAGAACUUUUACUCACCUAUUUCAUAUUUAUCAUCUUGCCACAUCUGUUGGUGCAGAUACUUAUCCCUCAGUUUAAAGAAAGUAACCUGCUUUCUCAUGAUUUUCAGAACUAUCCAGUGAUUCCUGAAAACCAGCAGAUAAUACAUCAACCACCUCAGUCUAUAUUAAGUAGUCUGAGGAAUUUACAAAACUGACCUGUAUGGUCUUUUACAGCAAAUGCUAUGUGUCCAAAAAGUACCAGGUGACUCCUAUAAUACCAAGUAAGUUGGGCAGUAUUACUGUUCAGAUGAGGGUCUGUGCGUCUAAAACUAUGUGCCAUGUAAUCCAAGUGAAUAGUUACCACAGCUUCUUUCUGUAGAGGAAGCAGAGAGCUUGCACACCUGCCAGAAACACACAGGAAAUUCCUUCCUAUCACUUUUGGUCUACAUCAGUGUCACAUCUAUUGUCUGUGUACUCCUGAGCUAUAGUCACUAGGUGAUCUAUGGUUAAUACCUAUAAUCCAAUAAAUGUGUUUAACAGUAGAUGUUAAGUCUUUACAUAAAAAUUUUAGAUUGUGCUUUUGAAGCAUGGUCAGGCCACAGAAUUGGGGGUUUGGCAUCUUCUGUAGCUGUCUUGGGGUUUUUUAGUUAUUUUCAGCUGUUAAGAGAUAGUAGUAUUCUUCACAGGAAUUUCUCAUAGAGAUCUGUCAUGCUCAGAAACAGCUUUUUAAACAAUCAAGGUGGGUUCAUUGCUAGAGAAUAGGGGCAGAUUUCUGCUUUCUGCAGGUCAGGAUCCUGUUUUGGUCAUUCUGUAAGUUUGUUUAUGCCAUUUUUAAUAACAAGGUCAUUGGUAUUGCAUGGUUUGGAUCUAUUUCAGGAAUUAUGUCACUCAUUUUGAGAGGCAGAUACUUCGAGUGAAUGCUUUUAUGCAAUAAUACAAUGUUUAUGGAACUUAGAUGAUUAGAUUAGAAACAAAUCACAGCAAGAGCUGGAGUUGCAAGGAACCAUUUGGGUGAAAGACUGGAUGUGUGCGAAAUGUAUGUGUUACCUAAGUUGAAGUGACUGUUUGCAGAGAUGUGUUUCUGCAUGGCCUUUUUUAUUUUUUAAUGUAGGAAAUUUUGUUAAGGAAUCUAUCACUCAUCUGAAUGUGAAGAGGUAAAAAAAAAAAGAGGAAGAAAACAUAGGGAGCAAGGCUUUAGUGGUUUUUACAGGAAGAGCAACACAAAGACAUGAUUCUUGGGGUCUGAGCUAGUUCUGUUUGUCUCCAGUCUUCACAGCUCCUACUUUUUGCUACAUGCUUUCCCCAAUCUUCUUGUUACUCCCUUUCUUUUCCACCCUACCUAGCAUCAUAGCACUGUUGCUGUGGUGUUCCCUGGAACUUUCCUCCAAAUUAGAAUUUAUUAAGGAUUUGGGUUUAGUUUAUUUUUACCUCUAUCGUAUGCUGAAUAAAAUAUCCUCAUCCCCAUUCAUUCACAUAAGACUUUAAAGGCAACAACCAUUAGAGUGUCAAGUUCUAGGAAGCAAAAUUUAAAUUUGGCUGUCUGUGGAUAUGGGAAAUAUUAGCCCUUUUGGAGCUUGUGCUUCCAUAAUCUGUUUGCAGUCUGUUUGUUACCCUUGAGAGAAAAAGCAGUAAGAGGUUUUAAGUUAAGUAGUAGGUCAGGCUUUGUGCAGGCUUACCUAAGUUAAGUUUAAAUAUAAAUUCAGCACCCAUGUUCAUUAACCUUCUCCAAUAUCUUGUAAAUUUUUCUUUCCUUUCUGCUUUGCUCAAUUUCAUUAUUAUCAUUGGUUUUCUUUCCAAAGUGAAUCUGUUGUUCCUUCAGAGGUCAUAAAUUAAACACAAGGAGCCAGACUAAAUAGAAGUUCAGCUUUUAAUGAACUUUUUUACUCAUUUCUCUCAGUGCUCCCCUUUCUUGACAGACAGUAGUUUAAAAUUAUAUUGUUGCAUUCCCCUUCUCUGUAGCAAUUAUCAUUGCAUCUUGAAAGUUUUGUGUUACAUCCCUUUCCUUCUUUCUCAUGUUUCCUAAACAUAGAGUGGUUCUAAACUACCUCAGACCUUGUUGUGAACAGGUACGAGUUUCAGCUAAAGUUUUCAGACUAUCUUAGUCUUUGAAUGUUGUUUAGGUGCAUGUGUAUGUAGCGAAAUCAACCUGCCAGACCCUGAUUGCAUUUUCAGGAAUACCAUCUCAGUGAGAUGUAACUGGGAUGAAUUCACAGCUGUGCCCAUUCAGGUUUAUACUGAUACCUCUUUCAAGAAAACCUUUUCAGGAGCACAACUUCUGAUAUGGGAAGUGCUUCAACUUUCUGGUCUCGGCUCCUUGAAGGAACGUGAUACUGCCUGCACUGGACUACUUCCACCUCUCCUUUGCCAUGACAGCCCUCAUAAAAAUUGCAUCAUCAGACCUCUGUUCCUGGCUGUUAGCAGGAGCUAAGCUAUUGUACUGGACUGUGCUCAUCAUAGGAGAAUAAACCCCACAUGGCAUGUUCUGAUGACCUUGAUAACAUUUUAUUCCACAAUGGAUAAAAUUGCCAACCAUUUGGGCUAAUUAGGUUUCAGAUAAAAUGAUGGUUGCAGGUUGUGCUGCAGUGAUCUGAUCAGUAACUUUGGGAAUUGUCUGGUUUUGUAAGUUAUCCAUUGAACAACCAGUCAAACCUUGUUAGUACCGAUUUCCUUUUCACCAGCAGAUGUGCACAUCAUCGAACGAGCAUUUUGUAACAUAGAGUUUUCUAUGAGCAUCUAGAAAAAGAAGCAUCACUUCCUUAGUAACAAUGUCUGCAUGUGUAAUGAAAGUUACAGAAUUAUUAAACAGCUAUACUCUAUUAUGUGCAUGCUCUAAUAUUGUAUUAACAGCUGAUAAGCAGAGGGUUCUGGAAAGCAAGGAAGGCUGGCUCUGGAUUUCUUUUUUAAGGGUUUCAAAGAGCAGCAAAACUCGCCAGAGUGGAUGCAGGACCAGACAAUGCUCAAAGCAAAUCAUAAAGUGAAACUGUUGUGCUUUGUAUUUAUUUCUUGGGGGACUUUUCUUUAAAGUAUUUAACUUCACAGGAAAAAUAUAGAAUAUAUUUAAAAUAGUGACAAUUAGAAGUGCACCUUUUCAUGAAUGAGAGGGGUGUGAUUUGAGAAAUAAAGUCAUCUUUUGUGUCUUAA
Molecule: messenger RNA, 10754 nt
Organism: Strigops habroptila (Kakapo)
Lineage: Eukaryota; Metazoa; Chordata; Aves; Psittaciformes; Psittacidae
Gene: BTBD9
Product: BTB domain containing 9
Exons: 12
Coding region: 160-2103 (647 amino acids)
Biological process (GO): modulation of chemical synaptic transmission; circadian behavior; adult locomotory behavior
Molecular function (GO): protein binding
Source: RefSeq, a predicted model, not a curated record